UGUGUCUUGCUGGGACACAGUGGUGGUCUAACCUCUGGUUUGCGGAGCGGUCGGGUGUAUUCUCCGCUCGCCCCCGCGCCUUCGAGGCCCCCGCCGCCCGACCCAACGGCGGAGCCAGCCAGUGGUUCCCGGGGCGCCCUCCCGCACCGAUCCCUCCUCGCUGGGGCGGGACCUGGCCCGACGGCUCCGGUCACUAUGAGUGAAGCAUCUUUCAACCUAAUAUCAGAAAAAUGUGACAUUCUAUCAAUUCUUCGGGAUCAUCCUGAAAACAGGAUUUACCAGAGGAAAAUCCAGGAGCUCAGCAAAAGGUUCACUGCGAUCCGCAAGACCAAGGGGGACGGGAACUGCUUCUACCGGGCCUUGGGCUACUCCUACCUGGAAUCUCUGCUGGGGAAGAGCAGGGAGAUACUCAAGUUCAAAGAGCGGGUACUGCAGACCCCAAACGACCUUCUGGCUGCUGGCUUCGAGGAGCACAAGUUCCAAAACUUCUUUAAUGCUUUUUACAGCGUGGUAGAGCUCGUGGAGAAGGACAGCUCCGUGUCCAGCCUGCUGAAGGUGUUCAACGACCAGAGCUCCUCGGACCGCAUCGUGCAGUUCCUGCGCCUGCUCACAUCAGCCUUCAUCAGGAACCGCGCCGACUUCUUCCGACAUUUCAUCGACGAGGAGAUGGACAUCAGAGACUUCUGCACUCAUGAAGUGGAGCCCAUGGCCAUGGAGUGUGACCACAUCCAGAUCACGGCCCUGUCCCAGGCACUGAACAUUGCCCUGCAGGUGGAAUAUGUGGACGAAAUGGACACGGCCCUGAACCACCACGUGUUCCCCGAGGCUGCCAUCCCUUCCGUUUACCUGCUCUAUAAAACAUCCCACUACAACAUCCUUUAUGCAGCCGAUAAACGUUGAUAAAUCUUAGGCCGUGUAGUGGAGCCUGUCACCUAACGGGACUGCAUUCUGAAUGGAACAUUACGGCUUUUCAAUUUUUUUAAGUGAUUUCGACUAUAGUUAGAAAAUGUGCAGCCUUUUGGGCAAAGUCACUGGGAAUAAGGCCUACUCACUACGGACUGGUGGUAACUUGGCGAUAUUUUUAAUAUUUAUCUUCAUGGAGGAUCAAAUGUUUUCCAACCCUGGGCUAGGAAGCCGUAUGCCCCGGCUCUACCCCAGUUCUGAGACCUUGCAUAGGUCACCUCCUCUCUCUGGGCCCAAUUCUUCAUCUGGAGGUUCCUGCCAGUGUUGACAUGCCAGUGUUGUAUAAAAAUGGGGUCCUCUGGUUUAUUUCCACCAGGGGCAGUGCCUCUCUGUAGGGGAAGAAAAGCUCAAGAUCAUCUGUCUUCAGUGACUUACCAGUUCUAUAAAAAAUCAAGUCCAGUCAGCUGUUGGACUGGACUUUGGUGCACGGUGAAUUGAGGCCAAUUUGAAUGCGAGGGCUUCAGUGUACUUCCAAGCAUUCAUGACAGUGUUUUCUUACCCCUAACUUGAGGAAAAAGAUACUUUUAUGCCAAAGUCUAGAAAGAGGCCUGUAGCCAUCAGCAUGAAGCCCAAGUUGUUGGGCCCCUCUAUCUCCCUCAGGGCCAGGACUGCCUGCCUUCUGGUGGGCAGCCCUGCAGGGUUCUGCCGCCAGCGCCACCUGGACAGACACUGAGAAAGGUUAGGGUCUGGGACCAAGAAGGUGUGUCAUCGUCCCCAACACAUCCUGGAAGUAGAAUAUGGAUUCUCAGCCAGGUGGAGACAUCGAUCAGCACAUGCAGCCGUAGACUCCAGCUGAGCAGAACAGACAAGUUUUUUUUGAGGCUGUCUUUGGCUUCCUUUCCCCUUUCCCCCGCUUCUGUUUGGCUCAUGGGCUGGCUAGAGGUUAGGUGAGAAAGAACAGAGAUAAGCCGAGGAGACUGGCAGUGGGGGAGAUCACCACUGGGGAAACUGCCUGGUAGCCAAGAGCCCUGGCUCUUGCCAGUCUCCUUGUUCAUCCACCUGGACAUGCCCCUUGAUAACCUCCUCACCUUGCUGCCUCAGGAUCUCGAGGAGCCCUGGCUGGGCUGGGGCACUGCCAGCAAGCUCUCUUCCUCUCUGGGAAGAAAUGGAGAAUGCAGGGGUGUGGAAUUGCCUUCCUUAAUCGAAGGCCUCACAGGUUCCAUUCUGCAGGGAUUUAUUAGAAUCUAUUGGUGCUGCAGUGCCAGACUGUGGUGUCUGCCGACAGCCAAACUGUGCACCUGGAGGACUGGGUAACAAACUGCUCCCAGUCCUUGUAUACAAAUGUCAGAUGUGUAUCAGUCUUCCGCCUUUGUGAAAACUGAUGUCAGGGUGCUUUUAAUCCCAGGCAGGGACCCAGGUUCCCAUACUGCCCUUGGCUGGAAUUUGGACCCCAAGGGCUCAAGCUAAGUGACUGUCACUUUUUCACAGGAAUGUAAAGCUGACCAUGAUCUCUGGAUUGGUUCAGUGGUUCCACCUUGCUCUGGGUAGGAGUGCUGUGACAAGUACACUGUAAGAGUCGGGUAACAUGUUACAUGAUUUGUGAGUAUCACGAUCCCCGUUUCCAAACUGAAGGACACUGGGCUGAAUCUUGGCUGCUCUGAGCAGUUGUGAGAUGGGUCCUGGACCUCCAGCUGGGCUCUCAAGCACAGUAUAAUCAGCACUGGCUGCCACUUAACUGCAUCUGUAGCUCGUGUAGCAUUCACAAAAGCAAAGCUUUCUCUUCGGCAGACAGGCUGGAGAACUUCCCUCUGAGGUGCGUCUGCGCUGUGUUUCCAGGCCUGAGAGGCUGCCGGUGUUCAUGUGGGACCCUCUUCCCAGGAGACAGCCUAUCAAUUUAGAAUCAGAAUGCCCAAGAGAGGCAGGCUGUUUUCAUGACCUUGCUCUCUGCUCUCCCAUUUUUCAUAAAACCAUUGGCCAAAUCCAAACCACUGCUCUCUUCCCUUCACAUCUGCCCUCAGAUCUUGCCUCUGAAGGGAGAGCACUGUGGAGGAAAGGAGUGGCAGAAUUCAGAGACGCUUUAAGUAACAAAUGUAAAACCCCAUCAUCCGCGGACACUACCCUGCUUGUGUACGGCGGCCAGCCACGCCAGCAAUCACACUUCCGGGGCAAUUCUUCACCCACCCCACAAAGCCUUCUCUUUGCAGACCAUAAGCUGGAAGGAAGGUUGCUUUCAGAGUUUGCCUUUUACAACUGCACAUGUGUUACCUUCCUUCCAAAGGGAACUUUACAAACCAGUGUGAAUAUUUCGCAACAAAAAAACUGUCCUUGCUUUUGGUUCCUACUUUAAGCACAAAGUGGCUCUGGAGCCAGACUGCCUGGGUUCAGAUCUUCAACUUUGCCACUAACUAGUUAUAUGACCUUGGCCAAGUCACUUCACCUCCUAGUUCCAAUUGCCACAUUAGUGAAAUGGAGACAAUACCAACACAUCACAGAAUUAUCGGUUCAAGUGGAACAAGAUUACAUGUGAAAACAAUCGCAAGACCUGACGCAUAGUGAGCGCCCUACAAAUGGGAUGCUUCCCCCCACGGACCCUUCCGGAUGGGCUGCAGCAGAACACUGCAAGAUGGGAAAACACGCUACCUUGGCAGUGGCACUGUGGUUUCCCAAACAGGGAAGAAGUCUAAGGACCAAACGCAUUCUCGUGCUGAGCGGAAAUAGGGGCAGGGGCUAUGGCUCAGUAAAUGGUUCCCCAGGGGCCCCUGGUCCCGUGGGAUGUAGGCCAGGCCCACAGCUUCCUCGGGCAAUUGGUAAAAACAUUUUCCUAGCAUUAAAAUG
Messenger RNA from Balaenoptera acutorostrata (minke whale), 3738 nucleotides. RefSeq names its product OTU deubiquitinase, ubiquitin aldehyde binding 2 (gene OTUB2). The transcript has 6 exons. Lineage: Eukaryota; Metazoa; Chordata; Mammalia; Artiodactyla; Balaenopteridae. Gene Ontology annotation, molecular function: cysteine-type deubiquitinase activity; ubiquitin binding. Gene Ontology annotation, biological process: protein K48-linked deubiquitination; negative regulation of double-strand break repair. The coding region runs from base 196 to 900 and encodes 234 amino acids. The record is from RefSeq and is a predicted model, not a curated record. Gene Ontology annotation, cellular component: nucleus.